AUGGUUAACAAGUUCAAAAUCAAGGCAAAGCCAAAGAAGACGAAAUCGGCUGGAACCGAGAAAAUUAACGAAGAAAAAUCUUCCGAAAACGAAGGAGAUGACCAAAGACCCUGCGAAGAUUCCAAAAAUUCGCCCGAUUCGGGAUUCUCUUUUGAAUCUGGAGAAGAACAGGUGGCUCCGGAAACCUCAACGUCCCAAGAACAAGAGAAUGGAGUGAUUGGCUUCGAAAAAGAAGAAGAAAAAGAAGAGACCAAUUCAGUGGUGAGUUUUGUUUCGGAAGUUUUGAAGUGUGAUAUUUUCUCAAGAAAAGAACAUCAAUUAAUAAUUUUAUUCCAGACUUCCGAAAACGGAGCAGAUGACCAAAGAUCAGUUAAGUACCACAGCCACCAGAAUUCCGAAAGAUCACCGGAUUCAGCACCUGGUUCCAGUUUUGAGGUCGUUUCAACACAAUCCUCUGAUUCUCCUUCCACUGUUAGUCAAGAAUCCGAUGUGGUCCAAGAAGAAGGAAGUGGACUACAAGAGGUUUGUUUCUUAUUUAUUUUUCGAAUAAACUUAUCAAUUUCUUGUUUUCAGGUCCCUGAAACGGACGAUGGUAGGACGGAUCCUCUACAGAAGGCAACGGAACCAGACGUUUCAGAAGAACGACCGGAAAUCCUUCACGACGAAGAUGGAGUUGUUGCUCCAGAAUCAAGAGCUGAAACCAGUGAUGAAGAGGAGAAGAACGAUGAGAAAAUCCGUGAAUAUUUGCUCUGGUGGGAGAAGAAAGACAAAGUAUCUAAUGUUCAAGAAUCCACUUCUAAACCUCCGAACACCAAUUCUACCGAGGAAUAUGUAGUUGAGGAGCCAAAAGAAGCUCAAGCUUCUUCAAAUCUGUCAAACGAAUUUCCAAGAAACGAAGAUUCUGAAAGUCGGAACUGUCAGAGCCACAUCAGCAAUUCUUCCGAGAAUGCUGUAGCACCCACAGAAAUUCAAGUUUCUCAAAAUUCAUUGAAUGAAAUUUCAACGAAAAAGGAUUCUGAAAGUCAAAGAUGUCAAGGCCAGAACUGGAUUCAAAGCCAACAAUCAAGUCGAGCUCCCAAUCCAUUCCAAAAUCUAUAUACCAACCAAUCCAAAGACCGAAAUGGCUAUCAACCUCGUCCAACGGUUCGUCGAUAUGUUUUUCCCCGUCUUAACAAGCCACCUCCAAAUCAAGCUGAGGCAUCGGACACUGACGAGGACGACAGUUACGAUGACAUGCCAGACAUGAAGUCAGUUGAAGAGAGAGAAGCUGAAAUUCGGAGAGCGGAAAGAAGCCGGCUGCCAGCUCACGAUCCAUUUGGAGGACCAGCACCAAGAGCGGAUGUUCCCCGAUACUCAUUCGGAGUUCAACAGCAAGGUUACUCUGGAGAAAGAAAUCCAAGUCCUGAGGGAUCUUGGUCACGAGGAUCUGGAUCGGAUAGAGGAGGAAAUCGGAUGUACCAAGAGCCAGAUCGACAAGAUUAUGAAAGAGAUGAGCGAAUCCAAGGACGGAACAACUAUGGAUACUCUCGAAAUGGCUCCAACUCGAAUCUACAAGACAGAGGUCCGUAUCGUGAUCAAAGUUUCAAUGAUGUUAGAAACAACUACGGAUACCAAACGGGGCCUCCAGUACGGGAUCAACGGAGGGAUUACGGUAGAUCCGGAGAAAGAAGGGAUCCUGGAUAUCAAGACGGUAGGAAACAACGAGAUCGCUAUGAUGGGUCACAAGGAUCAUAUAGAAAUGAAUCACCGAGAAAAGGAUAUGAAAAUUGGAACCAAAAUGAGAAUCGAAGAGACGAAAGAGACUCUAACCGAAAUUACUGGAAUGGCUCACCUCGGCUUCCAGAGAACCAAAUAGGUGACAGAGAAUUAGUUGAAGAGGCUUUCCGGAUGACUGGAAUAGGUCGUCAGUCGUCCAGCCAGUCUUCUGGAAGCCAAAAGUCCGAAAUGAACUUCCAGCAGAGAUCCCAAGGACCAAGUCAGCCUGCUCCGUCUCCACAACGUCGACCACAACCAUCCCAAGCUCCGGCGCAAUCUUCUCAACCAACCCCCAUCCAACGCUCAGAAGAUUCCAUCAGACGAUAUUUUGGUGAUCCGACGCCUGUUCCAGCUCCACAGAACCGGAUUCAACCAGUUGUCUUCAAUCGGAAUCCCAUUCCUCCUCAACCACCACGUCCGGAAAGUCCGAAAAAGGAGAAGCAGUGUGAGAAGAAGAAAGAAGAGUCAAGAGAAGAAGCAGAAGCUCGACGAAGAGAGGAGAUUCGGCUGAAUGAGGAAUUCCUUCGAAACGAGGGACAACGAUAUGUGGAGGAGGAUCGACUGAUCCAACAAUCAAAAGACGCCAUGGCUGAGAGGAAUCGAUUCAAUCCGAGACCAAGCACAUCAGCAGGCUACUCCACCAAUCAAGGAUACCAUUUUGAGGAUCGGAAUUAUCCACUGAUGAAUGGUCCGUCGACGAGUGGUGGUCCUUGGAACAACCCCCAGCAAACCUUCCGACCGUAUCCAGCUAGCACUCCUAGUGAGAAUGGACACUACGGUUCACAGCAGCAGAGUUCCGUAUACCCACAAAAUUGGGCUCCGAAUAAUGGUCAUCCGGGAUCGGUGCCGACGCAGGGCUACGAAAUUCAAGGAUACCAACAAAAUUUCGGUCCGGAUCGCGGCCAGCAGGGACAGAUGCCGCCCCAGUUCUACAGCAAUCAAGGAUACGGCAAUCAAAACAGUUAUGCUCCACAGCCUGCUCCGAUGCCUCCUCUUCAUAUGCCACCAGAGUUCCAGCCACCAGGAAGUUUCCCUCCAGAAAGACAACCUUCUCGAUUGCUCAUCUCCCACCACACUCCAAGAGAAUACGUCAUUUCGGAGAUAAUGAGCUUUUUGAGGAGAAAUGAACAAGCCGGCUAUCCGGUUUAUCUGGUGACGUUCCAACAAGAAAUGCCACUCGAUCCGGCAUUCAAUGUUUUUGCCUUCAUCCAACAGGAGAUGAAGUCGUCAGUAAGGAUUGGCUACUCUCCCAACCCGGAGAUGCAUCAAUUUUAUCUUCGUCUUUAA
Messenger RNA from Caenorhabditis briggsae, 3042 nucleotides. NCBI's taxonomy places the organism in Eukaryota, Metazoa, Nematoda, Chromadorea, Rhabditida, Rhabditidae. The transcript is spliced from 9 exons. Bases 1 to 3042 code for a protein of 1013 amino acids. The record is from RefSeq and is a predicted model, not a curated record.